Pisolithus orientalis is the source of this 1920-nucleotide messenger RNA. Its product is annotated as nuclear protein. The coding region runs from base 1 to 1920 and encodes 639 amino acids. Gene Ontology annotation, cellular component: cytoplasm. Gene Ontology annotation, molecular function: L-ascorbic acid binding; peptidyl-proline dioxygenase activity; iron ion binding. Gene Ontology annotation, biological process: regulation of translational termination; peptidyl-proline hydroxylation. Lineage: Eukaryota; Fungi; Basidiomycota; Agaricomycetes; Boletales; Pisolithaceae. The transcript has 4 exons. The record is from RefSeq and is a predicted model, not a curated record.
AUGGCCAAAGUCCAGGCGCGAUCCCCGCCUCCAAUAUCCGAUACCGAUUGCGGUCGACAAAAACGUCUGAAGACUAGCCAUUCUUCGUCGACACCAAGCGCGGACAACUCCUCGCGCUUUUACGCAGGACUGCUAGAGGAGAACAGCGUCGAGUUCCUACGAACAAAAUAUACCAAUGGCGAACCAUUCAAAUUCGCCGUAAUCGAAAAACUUCUCCAGGACAACCUGUUACGAGGCGUCAAAGAAGAAUGUCUGAACGAGCUAUCUUUUUCGGAGAAGGAAACAGACAUAUAUAAGGUCAACCAAACAGGCGAUCUUGCAUCGCUUUCCUAUCUCUCAGAGGCUCAACUCGAGUUAUUCCCUAAUCUUCUCUCUUUGCGCGAUGCGCUUUACUCGCAAGAGUUCCGCGAGUUCAUUCAAGCUGUCACUGGCUGUGGCCCCCUUUCAGGAUCAAAGCAGGACAUGUCUGUCAAUUCAUACACGAAGGGUUGUCAUCUCCUCAACCAUGACGACGUCAUUGGCACGCGACGAGUAUCCUACAUCCUUUACAUGCCUAUCCCUUAUGGUCAGGAGUGGAAGAAGGAAUAUGGCGGUGCACUUGAACUUUAUCCCGUCCGUUUGGACGACGACGGCAUUCCGGAGCCUGAAACAAUACCCUCGAAAGCUGUCCCUCCCAGCUGGAAUCAAUUUGUCUUUUUCGAAGUGCAACCUGGGAAAAGUUUUCACUCCGUGGAGGAGGUUGUCAUUGGCGAUGGAGGCUACGCAAGGCUGAGUAUCAGCGGUUGGUUCCAUGCAGCCCAGGAGGGCGAAGAGGGAUACGUCGCUGGGUCUGCACCUCCUGAACAUAAAAGCUCACGCGAGCAACUUACCUCAUGCUCAACUAUCUUUACACAAUACCCUGAGACAUCGGAGACACCACACCCUGAUUCAUCGUUGUCUCCGGAACACACUGCCUUUCUUCUAAAGUUUCUCAACCCAGUAUACCUUCAACUGAGGACGAUGAAAGCACUUAUGGCACGAUUUGUUGCCGAGUCAAGUUUAGAGCUUCACUACUUUCUUUCCGAUACUCUCAUCAGUGAGCUCGAACCCCAGUUACUUGAGGCAGACGCAGCCGAUGGUCUAGGUGGUGUCACUCGGAAUGGUCGUAUUCCACCUCACAGCGCUGGUACAUCAGGGUCGUGGAAUAUUCGAGGUCCUCCACACAAAUGGCGGUACUGCAUUCUCAGAAACACUCAAGAGUCAGAUUCAUCUGAAACAACUCUUGUGCCCGCUGAGAAGAUACUUCGCAAACUGCAGGACGAGCUUCUCCCCAGUACGGCGUUCAGGGCAUGGCUCAGCGCGUUAACAAGGCUAAUCAUAUUGAGCUAUUCGGUGGAGGCUCGAAGGUUCAGACCCGGUCUGGACUACACACUUGCAACAAGCGAAGCAACUGAUGCGCGACUUGACGUCGUGUUGGGUUUAACCCCGCAUGUCAAGAACGAGCAAAGUAGGAAAGGCAAGGGUAAAGCUAAACCAGAGGAUGAAGAACCGUUUGGCUGGCAAACUGGCGAAUGGGGUGGGUGGGAGUGCUACAUGGCACCUCACGGCGAGGAGGAUGAUCCUGCCGUUUACCGCUCAGGUUCAAGCAAGAAGGCGGAAUCAAAAAAUGCACCCAAGUCAAUGGUUGCACAGAAGCAGCAGGAUGAAGACAUGGAUGACGAAGAACAAGACGAUGCCGACGUAGAGGAAAGUGGUGAAGAUGGUACAUUGUUGACCAUCCAGCCGAACUUCAAUUGUUUGUUGCUUGUACUUCGUGACGAAGGCGUUCUGCGUUUCGUCAAGUAUGUUUCAGCUGCUGCCGCGGGUUCUAGGUGGGAUGUCUGUGGUGAGUUUGAGAUCGGUAUGGUAGAGGGUGACGAGGAUGAGGAACAGGAGGAUUGA